ACAAAACAUAAAGAAUUCUACAAAAAAUGGACCCAUUAGCAUCUAUUUGGGUAUGAAUAAAAGUUGGAUUAGGAAUAGUGACUUGACUUGGAGUGUAUGUUUUGGUUGAGUUUUUGGUACUCCCUCAGUGCAGGAAGAGGAGGAUGGGUAAAUACAGUAACUUAAGGUCAAGCAAAAGCUUGAUGAACAAUAUGGCAGACAUGAAGAGAAAUAUUAAAGAAAACAAAUAUAUUUUCUGGCAUUUUAUAAAGUUGAGGCUCACUGAGGAGAACUACGAUGUCUUCUAUACUGUUCGAGGGAAUACCACAGCCUUUCUUCUAACAUCAGUCAAAGCUUAUGAAGAGUUCAAGCAGUUGCAGCCUGAUGUGAUUGAUAGAAAGAUCAACCCACAGAACACUUUUACCAAGCUAGCUCCAAGUGCCUUUGGGAACAUCAAAAGUGGGAAAGAGUGGAACAAACGGAGAAACUCUGUCUCCAAACUCAUGGUGCUAAAUAAAUCUUCCCAGUAUAUCCCGAUGAUGGUCCAGUCUCUUGAUGCAGAGAUUAGGACUUGGAAAAUUGGUCAGGAUAUCAACGUUAGCGAGAGAAUAUCAGCAAUAACUUUGACGAUCAUUACGAAAAUUUUAUUUGGUUCUGACAUUACAUCAAAAAUUGAAGACUGUGAUUACUUGCAUCCUGACGGGAAGAGCACUAAGAUGAGGUUCAUGGAUUUCUACCCCAAGAUGAUCUUGGAUAUAAUGUUGACAUUUUCAAACAUAAAGGCAAGCAUUUUUCCUUUCGUGGGCGUCUACGAUCUAGUUGAACCUUUUGUGACGAACAGGAAGAACAUCAAUCAAUUCCAGGAUAAACUGAAGAAGUUCUUAGCAAACAGCACUGAUGCUGGCUCAGUCUACAGAAAACUAAUUGAUGAAUUCAAAAUUCCUGAGGAAGAUGCAUUUCAGGAUAUCUGUGGUCUGUUAUUUGCAGGCCACGAUACUACUUCUCAUGCUAUCUCCAGUGCUAUUUACUUCCUCAAGAAAAAUCCAGAGGCUGAUAAGAAGUUAAGAGAAGCUCUUGCUACCUGUGGGAUCACUAAAGACACAGAUUAUUUCACUAUUGAGACUAAAGAGAAGAUUCAAUCUUGUGAGUACUUAAAUUAUGUAAUUAAAGAAACUCUGAGAAUAGAUCCACCUGCCUUCUCAAGCAUUGUUUAUGAGGCAUGCAGGCCUAUCACUUUGGUUGGAGUGCCUAUCAAAAAGUCUGAAAGUAUCCUUUUAAAUAUUUUAAGCCUUCAUCAUGAUCCUUCACAAUGGCAUGAGCCAUUAAAGUUCAUUCCUGAACGAUUCGAUCCAGAAAGUGAAUACUUUUUGAAGCCUGAUGGAGAUACUAGAAGUCUCUAUGCUUAUGCUCCAUUCUCAUUUGGGUUGCGAAAGUGUCCUGGACAAAUCCUAGCAACUCUGGAGCUGAAAUUCCUCUUAUCAAGAUUCCUCUGCACUGCAGAUAUAGAAAUCCCAGAAAGUCUUCUGGAGAACGAUUACGCUAGGUUUGCUCUCUUCAGUAAUUUUCACCUUGAAGGUAAAGUAACCUAUAAGUCAAGUUAA
Messenger RNA from Moneuplotes crassus, 1580 nucleotides. The record is from the annotation of a GenBank genome assembly. Lineage: Eukaryota; Ciliophora; Spirotrichea; Euplotida; Euplotidae.